GAUAAAGACCCAGUCCCUUCAAAAGCGUCGGUACAACAAUGAUAAUGUCUUCGUCUGACAUCUUGACACUUCUGCGUAGGCGGUCCACAGAUUUUAACUGUGAAAGCAGGUUUUCGUCUGUUCUAACGUAGAAUCGGUUGGGGCGGUCCAUAUACGCAUGCUUCCUCCAUUUCAAUGUAUUGGCGUUGGUCGAUAAAGUCUUUAACCACCCCAUGCAACGGGAGAUCGCUGAUUUGCUUGACUGUGGCUGACCAAGGUGGCGUGUGGCAUGGCUUUGCCGGUAACGAUAGUGUAAAGGGAGGGCGUUGCAAAGAUUCUUGGAGUUGUGGCAGUAUAUUCGGUGACAUGAGAAAAUUGGUUUCUGGGCCACGGGAAUCUGUUAAAGCAACUGGAGCUGUGUCAUAUAGAUCCGUUAUGAGCAAAGGUCUUUUCUUCGAAAGUUGUUGCUCUUGUAAGGCAAAUAAGAUUGCCUCUUCAUACGAUCGCUUGUGCCGUCUUGUUUUAUCGCGGUGGCUUCCACCUGGCAGUGUACCAGUCACCGAGCGUUUUACUCCUCGCUUAUGUCAGAAGGCAUACAAUUUUCUGGCUAGUCUUCGUUCUUCCGACGCUUUUGGGUCAUCUUUCGGAGAUAGCUCCUCUGGUCGGCUGUGUCAACAUUCCUGCAAGCACCUCGGUGCUUGCAGACGAACUUCUUCUGUAGGGGCUCGAAGCUUGAACGUUGAAAACAGUAUUAAAGUGUUUGCUGUGCAAGUUGAGAGCAACUCGGAUAUCCUUCCUCCGCGCAUGCACUCUGUCCUUCGGGAUGCCAUUCUCAGUGUCUUUAACAAGCCUCUUGAAAGCUUCCACGAGAACAUUGCUGGCAUUAACGGAAAUCUCGUUGUGAUAGGUGUUCACUUCUCGAAUCAUAUGUUUGGAAUAAACCUCGGGAUAGCUCGAUAAGAGAAAGAUUCUGUUAACAAAUCAGUAAGCAAGCUUGAAUUCGAGUGUACGUCACCAAAUUUACUGGUUCUCUUGCUUACUUGUAGAAGCUUUCCAGGACCUGUCAAUGCCCGGGAAGUUCGUUCCAUUCUUCUACAGGAACUCACCGGUACUUGACUAGGGUUGCGAUAGCUUUUC
This is a messenger RNA of Radiomyces spectabilis, 1116 nucleotides long. RefSeq lists its product as uncharacterized. NCBI's taxonomy places the organism in Eukaryota, Fungi, Mucoromycota, Mucoromycetes, Mucorales, Radiomycetaceae. The record is from RefSeq and is a predicted model, not a curated record. The coding region runs from base 175 to 939 and encodes 254 amino acids. The transcript has a single exon.